Molecule: messenger RNA, 5987 nt
Organism: Cephus cinctus (wheat stem sawfly)
Lineage: Eukaryota; Metazoa; Arthropoda; Insecta; Hymenoptera; Cephidae
Gene: Klp98A
Product: kinesin-like protein Klp98A
Exons: 14
Coding region: 212-4321 (1369 amino acids)
Biological process (GO): microtubule-based movement
Molecular function (GO): phosphatidylinositol binding; microtubule binding; microtubule motor activity
Source: RefSeq, a predicted model, not a curated record
CAUUAUUUUUUGUCUCCACGCUCACUGGCAGUCGUCCGGCUGUGGCUGUCGUGAGCGAAUCGAGGACGAUGGUUAAGUGCGGGCGACGUUUCGCUCGCCACGGUACCCCGAUGUGCAUUGGCGGUGUCGCGAUUAAUUCUCGAAAACAGUUGUAAAUAUCAUAUAACAGACGAGGCGGUUUUUGGUUCUGUCUCAUGCGCUGAUAUUAAUCAUGGCUUCGGUGAAGGUGGCUGUGAGGGUUCGACCCUUUAACAAAAGGGAACUUGCCAUGAACGCUAAACUGAUUGUUCAGAUGGAUGGGAAAAGAACAAGAAUCUUCAAUACAAAGACGCCAGGCAGCUGUCGGGACAUAGACAAAGAGAAGUACAAGGACUUCACUUUUGAUCAUUCCUAUUGGUCUUUCGACGCAAACGACGAGAAUUAUGCUUCCCAGGAAGAGGUCUUCUACGAUCUGGGUACGGAUGUUAUAGAAAGUGCCUUUGAAGGCUACAAUGCCUGUGUUUUUGCUUACGGCCAGACUGGAUCCGGAAAGACGUUUACGAUGAUGGGUUCACCGGAAUCUCAAGGCUUAAUACCACGGAUCUGUAAGACACUCUUCGCUCGUAUGGCAACUGGAAAGGAGAGCGGUGCGUCUUACAGGACUGAGGUGUCAUUUUUGGAAAUACACAAUGAGAGAGUGAGAGACUUGCUCAGGCCUGACCAGUCCCAGUCACAUUCUCUUAGAGUAAGAGAGCAUCCUAAAAGAGGGCCUUACGUACAGGAUUUAUCCAGUCAUCUUGUAUAUGACUAUUCGGAUAUUCAGGAAUGUAUGGUGAGGGGUAAUACGCACAGAACCACAGCAAGCACAAAUAUGAAUGACGUGAGCAGUAGAAGCCACGCGAUAUUUACAAUAACUUUUGUACAGGCCGGUUUCUCUGCAGGCAAUAUGCCUUCGGAGACGGUAUCGAAGGUACACCUUGUCGACUUGGCUGGAAGUGAAAGGGCCAAUGCGACCGGGGCUACGGGUCAAAGGUUGAAGGAAGGUGCGCACAUCAAUAAGUCUUUAGUGACUUUAGGUUCUGUGAUAUCGGCGUUAGCCGAGCUAAGCUCGAGCGACUCCAAUUGCUCGAAGCGCAGCGUCUUUAUACCUUACCGUGACAGCGUGCUGACCUGGCUCCUGAAGGACUCCCUUGGCGGUAAUUCGAAGACUAUUAUGAUUGCUGCGGUCAGUCCUGCUGAUUGUAAUUAUGGUGAGACCUUGAGUACUCUCAGGUACGCGAACAGGGCAAAGAAUAUCAUCAACAAGCCGACGAUCAACGAAGAUCCGAAUGUCAAGCUUAUUCGUGAACUUAGGGAGGAGAUACAGAAGCUGAAGUCACUGAUUGGGAAAGACAUGAGCGUUGAGAGACCGCCCCAGGUGCUUCUGGCACAGAUUCAUGAGAAACAAGAACAGGAGAAGGUGCUGACGGAGGAGUGGGCUGAGAAAUGGCGAGAAACUCAACAGAUUCUUCAGGAACAACGUGCUCUGGGCCUUAGAAAAAGCGGUGUAGGUGUGGUGCUCGAUUCUGAAAUGCCUCACCUAGUUGGCAUUGACGAUGACCUCCUCAGCACUGGAGUGACACUUUACCAUCUCAAAGAAGGGAGAACUCUUGUAGGAACCGAAGAAGCAACCACAGCGCAGGACAUCGUUCUAACCGGAGCAGACGUGGAGCCUGAACACUGUGUGGUAGAACUCGAUGGUGGAGUCGCGACACUCCAUCCACUCUCGUUGCACUGCUGGAUCAAUACCGCCCAGGUCGACAAACCUACAAGACUAUCCCAAGGGUGCAUAAUCCUCCUGGGUAGGAAUAACAUGUUUCGCUACAACGACCCAGUCGAAGCAGCUAAACUCAGGAAGGAGGGAAGCAUAGGAAAUGGGAAUCUGCAAUCGACCGUAGUCAACCUCUCCCGGUUAUCUUUACUUAGCUGGAGUGUAUCAGACCUUCACGCCUCAUCCUCAAGCGACAAUCUCCUAAACUCGAGCGAAGAUCUCCGCGCUCUGGAGGAACUAGAACAGCAAAAAGCCGCAUUAAUAAAGGAAAAAGAAGAUUUCAAGAGAGAACAGGAGGAACGCGAGGAGAGGUGGGCAGCUCGAAGGGAAGCUCUGGAAGGUGCUCAACGAGAACUAGAGAGAGAGUGGGGUGCGCAAUGGCGAGAAUGGGCUGAGGCAAUAGCAUCCUUGGAAUCACGACAGAAGGAACUACGCGCCAGACGUCAUCUUCUGGAACAAGAGCGUCGCGACGAGAUGACCCAAGUAGAAAGUUUGUGUAGGGAAGUCGCCUCACUGCGCACAACCCUCCAGUCAAAGCAGAGACAGUUCCAGGACUUCAUGAACACGCACGAUCAUAGCCAAAAUCCUCAUAAUGGGGAGAAGACUGACAAUGAUGGAGCUAGCGAUGGAAGUCUUCCUGAGUCUUGGUCCAGCCUGAACGAUGAUAAAUCUGUACAUGCAAUGAGAGAACUUGUGAAUCAUCAUAAGAGGGAACUGGCUGCAUUGGAGUCUCAACUGCAGACCAAAGUUAAAAUGCUAAAUGAGCAUCAGACCAAAGUUGAUAAGAUGGCCGAGGAGAUUAUAGAAGUUGAGGAGAGGCAGAAGGAAAUAUUAAAUUUGGAAAUUGGUGGCGAGGAGCUGAGUGAGAAGAAACUUCUCUUGGCGAAGAGGACGCAGGAACAGUUGCAAGAUAUCCUCAAACGCAAGCAGAGUCUCUCACUGAACUUGAAGCGUGCUCUGCCAGCAUCAUCCGAUGAUCAUUCAUCAAGCAGUGAUGAGAUGGUCUCCAGUUGUGACCUGAAAUCAUUUCAGGAUGAGUGUAAUAGAAAACUUAAGAUUGCAUCCGCUCUUAGUUUGCUAUGUCAGUAUGAUGUGCCAAGCUCUGUCGAUACAGCAGAGACUUUUCACACGGCUGCGGCAGACUCGCCAGAGCCUAGAAUACUAUUUCAGAGUGCGAGUACAGAAACCACCCUGGAGGCUAGAAUAGAGUCCAUUGAACAUAUCAAGGGUAGUAACCAAGAUACUGUGAUAAAGAGCACACUAGAUGAGAAUACAGAUUAUCUUACUGCGACUGCAGUAACUAAGAAACCUGAUAAGGAAAUGAUGGAGGAGACUGUCUUAAGAGAUCCAGAGAUAAGUUCUGAUCUUGAAGAGAAUACGAAGGAUGAUGUUCCUGAGGAUGAUUCACCUUCGGGAGUUACCUCACAAUCUCACUCAUUAGGCCAAGCCGAGUCUUGUGAGUCAUUGUCAACGACGGAGGAUUCGUCAUCGCAACACCAGGCGAUGAAAAGACUGAACCAAAGAGUAGCCCGUCAGAGGAUGCUGAUAAUGAGAUGCCUAGAGGGUAAUACGCCCUGCAAGGAGGACCUGGACCGUCAAAUAUCAAUUCUUCAGGAUCUUCAGCGGCAGCAGAUCGAACUGGAGGUGUCCCUGCUGGAGCAGGAACGUAAGAGUCAGCAGCAGGAGGAUCUCAGUCGGGAUGCUCGUCCUUCAACAGCGAUCUCGGAGCACAAUCACGAGGUUGCGUCUCGGCGAGACGUCUUCUACGGGUUCGAGGCCGGCAGCAACAGUUCAGCGACGCUUCCCAGUACUACCAGGUCCCACAUGAUGAGGGGAUCACGCUGCAGCAUCGCUGAACCUGUAUCCCAGUCCCACACAAUCGUGCCGAGGCUCCCGAGCGGUCGUGGAUACUCCUCGGUCUAUCUCACCGUAAGUAUCCGUCACGCGAUCGAAAACUCGUCGAGCCUCGUCGAGCGCAGGGCCGAUCAUUUCCAAAGAAAUUUCGAACGGCCGCAGAGUCAAAAUCGGAGCGAUCGUCUCACCAGUCCGUACUCCCUGACGAUCACGAGAUCCCUACCAUCACUGAUUGGGAACGACGGCGAUGGGGAGAACGUGAUCAAUGUCAUCGUCAGCGUGCCUUCAUACGUGAUCCGGGGUGCAGGGGCCAGUAGCCACUACGAGUACGAGGUACGCGUUGUGGCGCAGGAUGACAGCUGGACUCUUCUUCGUCGCUACAAGAGAUUCAGGGAGCUAUACAUAUCCAUGAGACAAAAAUACGGCAGUAAGGUGGCUACUAUAAGGUUUCCUCCACGACACGUCUUCCCCAGGUACGAGGUCGUUGCUCGACAACGAAGGAAACGCCUCGAAGAGUAUCUCCGAAGACUGAUACAGGUCUGCUCAGAACUACCACGUUGCGAACCUCUCUACAAGUUCAACGGGAACCUGAGUAACAUCGACAAACAGUCGCUUCUCGAGUUCAGCUCGUUCUUCCGGCGAGGUACAUUCGAGAGCAGCAAAUAUGGCACUAGUUAAGAGUCCGUCUUCGCUCGACUUCGAAUCCUCUUCAGGAUGAUGAAUUCUCAAUCACUAGAUCUCAUCACUGUCGAAAUCGAUUGCAAGGCAUAUCCUUUUUGUUUAUUUAUCACGUACUUUAGUUCUCUCUCACCCCGUAUAACGUGUCUUCUAUUAUUCAAUCAUACCUGAAAGGAGGAUAUCCAAAAGGAACCCACGAGUUACUUUGACCUCGUGAUAUCCUUGAUCUGAAUCUGUUCUAUUGUUACAUUAAAUGGAACGGAUGUAUUCUCAAUAGAAUCUAUAGUUCCACCGAUCUUUUAUAGAAUUAAUGAUAAAUUUAAAAGAAAAGGCAAAGAGAAAAUACAACCACGACGAUCGCUAAAUAUAAAUUAUGACUCGAGUAAAAUGACUGCUUCUUAAUAAUCGAAUACAGCAUCUUUAUAGUUAGUAAUGAUACCCGUCGAGUCCUGUAAACGUGCUUCUGAGUGAGACUAUCAGUAUUCAACCGAACUGUGCACCACGGUAGGGAGCUUAAUAAAUCAACAAAAGCGCGGACCCAAGGUAUACAAUCUCAGGAACAGUUUGGUUCUGAUCUAAGGAAAGUGAUUAGAAAAUAACCAGUCGGUAUGAGCUCUUUUUUCUCUAUAAAAUUAAUGAAUCACGAAAAAAAACAUACGGAGUAAAGAGGAAGCAACAUGAUGAGCAGAAGAAGACGAAGUUUAAAUUAUAUCGCAAGAGUAACUCUUUGACCGGAACUUGACUGAUUAUGAGAAUCUAUCGUAGAGUGAAGAUAGCUUCCGUUAAUAAUGUUAAUAGCAUGAUUCUAAUAGCAUAAAUAUUUCGCAAAAGAUAGGAAUUAACCGUAUCGCUGUUAAUGUUCUCUUCGUAUGACCGACCAUAAUGUAUAUCUGCCUGAGCAGGGCGAGAACCUUUAACUAUCACGGGUGAAGUUGACCAAACGUUUAUUAUUAUUAUUAUUAUUAUUAUUAUUAUUAUUAUUAUUAUUAACCCUUAGAUAACGCUUCAUUAUGAAUCUGACAACUACAUAAGACUAACGUUCAAUGUAAUGGUAUAAGAUGGCGACUGAAGGAUUUAUAAUGAUAAAUCGAGAAAAAAUAACUAUUUAUUGCAAAUGCAGGAAAAAAAUAUGUUCACGUUUCUCAUUGUUACAUAUGAGCAAGCAAUUGGAUGGAAAGGCUUUUAUCUUUGUUUUUGUAAUUACAUGAAAAUGCUAUCAAAUUGAUCAAUAUGUUGGAAUCAAGUUUAUUUCAUUGUCAGUAAAACACUUGGGAUUGAGAGCUAAUGAGAAAUUAAUAAGUUGCGUAAAGAAAAUUAAAAAGGAAAAAGAGAAGAAAUAUAUGUUGUAUUGACUGGAUUGUAAUAAUUUCUAUGGCUGUGUAUACGGAUUUAAAAAAAAAUGAAACCGGGUGCCUAGAGGUCGAAGUGCAUAAAUAACCCCGGAGAUACUUUUAUGUACAUUAGCGAAUUAUUAAAACAUAUAUAUCUAUAUAUAUAUAUGUAUAUUCUGACGAACAUUACCUCAUGUUUCGUACGACUUCCAAAUGAAAUUUAAGAAAUUAAUUGAAAAAUUAUAUUCACUACCGCUUUUUUACUAUUUGAGAGGUGAGCUACGUUCUGUAAAUAUGUAAGGACGGAUACAAUAAAUCAUCAUAUCCGUCUGCAA